Caenorhabditis elegans is the source of this 1404-nucleotide messenger RNA. NCBI's taxonomy places the organism in Eukaryota, Metazoa, Nematoda, Chromadorea, Rhabditida, Rhabditidae. The record is from the annotation of a RefSeq genome assembly.
AUGAGAAGCCGAAACAUCCCCAUCACCCACUUCGAUCCAUAUCUGCUAGCAACCACCGAUGUAGAAACAGGAGCCACCACCGAGGACGAUGCCAACGACGAGGAAAGAAGAGACAUUGAGGCAACGAUCGAGGACCACGCUCAAAACAAUGGGCCGUCCAAUCAUCGUGUCAUCUCCGAUCUUCGAACUCCUCACGGUAGCACGCCAUCUACAGGAACUCCGCGUCUAUCUUCACCAGGCAUGGUCUGGGACAACGAGGGAAUGAGCCUGCACGAUGAAUUACAAAUCGCGAACUUGCUCGACCCCGCGAACCCACAGAGAUCUCCAAUGGCUCCUGCUGCUCCAACAUCAUCUGCUGCUGCUCCGACUCUAACUGCUGCUGCUCCGCCGUCAUCUGCCAGUGCUCCGAUGUCAUCCGCUGCCGCUUACCAUCUACAUGGUCAACAUGGUCAACAACUCGGAGCUCCAGCUCAUACCAAUGGUGGUACUACUCGCCUCCAGCAGCCGCUUGAACAUAGGAUCCAGACAACUACACAAGGGGAGCACAGACUCCUGGCGGCUAUCGAAGCUAUUGCCACAAGUCAGAGUCAAAUGCAAUCAGAGUUAACUUCACAAGGCCGCUUAGUACACGUGCUCAUUGACAGAAUGGAAGCUAAGGAAAAGUUAAUUGUGGAACCCAAAAUUUUAAAUACUACCGUCGCCGAAGAGACCAGUAGACCAGCUAUGCCACAGCCAACCCAUGAAACGGCUCAGCAACAGCAAACCACUGACUCCGAGUACGAAUAUGAGUUUGAUUCCGACGACAAUAACCAGCAACCGCUUACUCCUCAAACACGUACUCAAAUCCGAUACAUCGAGGUGAAGAAUAAUGGUAGUCACGAUACUCAAAACUUAUUAAAGUACCUCGGCAAAUAUGAUGGUAACUCAAAUAUUGAUUCAUUCCUUACCGACUUCAAAGAAUCGGUAAUGGAAAACGAUAAUCUAAAUCACGCAAAUAAAUUUAUGAUCUUAAAAACUCACCUAUUAGGCAAAGCACGUGACUGUAUCUCUCGAGACCACGUAGCGGCUAAGGCAAUUGAGAAGACUAUUGCUUCACUGCAAGCAGUGUUUGGGAAGGAUGAAAACAAAACCAGCCUUUUAGCCCAGAUCCACACUAUCGGUUUUCCACAGUCAGACGUUAAGGGAAUGCGUAGGGCGAUCGCCAAACACACUAUUCUUGCCGAACAGCUAGUGAACAUCGGAUUAGCAGCGAAUGACGAGAGAACUUUUACACCUCUCACAUCUCGCCUACCACCCGCUAUCCGCACAAGAGUCACUCAGUUUUGGGGCUUGAAAGGUGAAAACGCGACAUACCAAGAAAUCUUUGACUAUGUCACUACUUGUGUUGACGACAUGGCAAGAUAA